AUACAUGUAUGGCAAUAGGAUACACCUUUCUGUAGUUAGAAUCAACAUUUCGAGGUGUGAAAUAAUUGGCCGAUGUACAUGACUUUGUGUACUAUACAGCCGAGUAGCGAUAUUCUAUUUCUACAGUCAAUGCAGCGAGACCAGGGCACCGUCUCAAAGGACAGAAAUACAAGAAGGUAUUUUCUUCGAGCACCUUGGAAUCAAAGGCACUGUUUGGGGGUGAAUUUGCAUCCAGUUCGGAAUUCGGAUCACCAUUGAGCCAAGUUCUUCUACCAGAUCUCCGCAGAUAACCGCAGUCCACAAUUCAUACUUCUUCUUUUCCUCGCCAUCGUCGUCUUUGCGCUUGAAGGGAAGCUAGUUGAAUGAUAGCUUGCUGGAUAUGACUCCAGGUUCAGGUUCACCGGGUCAAGUCUGCAGCGGUGAUUUGUAAAGAGCUAUUCGAGUCGAAGUCUCGCGCGCGCAUCUAGCGCUGCUGCUACUUCCACCAGUCGGCGGUGUUCUGCUGCCACCCUAGCAGGAUGAAGGCUCGCCUGCUCAGCCUUGUUGCAGCUCUACUGUUGUCAUUAGCUUCCUGCGUGCACGGAGCAACACUGUGGUGGAUCACACCAAGAAGAGGCAGUUUAGCCGGUGGUACCCGCGUGUAUCUGCAUGGCGCUGGAUUUAGCCUGGACCAGUACUCUUUGCCGGACGUUGUCUUCUUUGGCAACAUCCAGUGCGACGUGGACUGGUUCACGGUGAAGGCGCAUCGCCUCGAGUGCAUCACUCGGCCGCAUCCCACGGCGAAGAGAGGUGACAUACUUGAGCGCGUGCCGACCACGAUCAUCUCCGGAAGGGUGACAUUCUCGACUGCUACCGACCGUCGUAAUUAUCGAGAGUUUCAAUACCACUGGGGAAACACUCCUCGGACAUGGUCUGCCUUCCCGCCCUCCACCAUUCCUGGCUCUGUGCUUCGGCUGCGUGGAACACUCUUCGCCACUACCACGCAGUUGCAAAGCGUAAUGGUGGGACAUCACGUGUGUGACCUGUACGGCCUUUCUGCGUCCGAGCUGUCCUUGUACUGUGGUACGUCGCAGUCAGUAUCCUGGUCAACGGUAUGCUGUCGCGUGGCCAGCACCAUAACAGCUGGUAGCUACAACAUCACCUCCAAGAUCAGCAACUACGGGACAACGUUCAAUGCGUCCGAUGCCAUGACCGUGUCCCGCCGCGGAGACCUUCGCAUGUAUGAGAGUUUUCCGUCCAUCACUGGCGUCACACCUUCGGUUGGUAGCAGAGAGGGCGGAACUCUUCUGGUCAUCGAGGGCACUGGUUUCGGCUUCCUGACAGCCAAUGUGAGUGUAGCUGUCGGUGGCGUGCCUUGUCGUGUGACAAAGGUUCAAGAUACGUCUCUGGAGUGUGUAACUGGACGCCCAGACGAUGGUUCCCCGAUCCUCACGGCGAGGCAGAGACUGGCCACGCCUGGAAAUAUCAGCACCGUGCCUCUGUUUGCAGGAAAUCGUGGUUCAAGUGUUCGGCGCUUUGGAUUCUAUUCAUCAGACCUGAGCGAGGUGCAGAACAAUGUCAAUUUCCCACUCAACCCUGCACUGUAUGAGCGUUCGGAGUCAUUUGGCACGCAGCGUCUGCGCACCAGCCUCACAGUUCUGUCCAGGCGCAACAGCCAGCUGUAUGAAGCUUACUUCACUCCACCUAUAUCCAGCACCUAUUCGUUCUUCAUCACAUGUAAAGACGUGUGUGAUCUCUGGCUCAGUGAUUCUGAAGAUCCGAAUGCUGCAAAACAGGUGGCACUCGUCACACAACAAAAUUCGCUGGGCGAGUUCAGAGGAGCUCGAAGCAGCUGGGACCGUUUCCCUGGCCAGCGCAGUCAAAAGAUGGACCUUUUGUCCGGCCGUCGGUAUUACAUGCGCAGUACAAUGAGUGCAUUGACUGGAAACCAUGGCUUUGUGCAGGUGGCAGCUCAUAUUUACAACACAUCGUACUCCUACGCCCAUACGCAUCAAGCACAGCCCGAGACGCAAGCAAUCAACAUCCAGGCCACGCACCAGACCGAGGAACAGAAGCUGACAAUCGUCGCUGACCUGCUUCAAGGCACGGAAAGCGACUCAUUCCUGGUAACCAUUGGUGGCAGGACUACCGGUGCACUUCCUGCGAUCAACUUGACCACUACUAAGGCUGAAGAAGAACUGUACAGCCUUUUGGCCGCGGAAUGCGCGGACGCAUCUGGUGCUCAAUAUGCUGGCGCACAGUUCGACUUCUUUGACAUGGACUCGUUUGAGCGGAGGUUUGACGCCGCCGGCAAGGCCGUAUAUGGUGACAAGUUUGGCAGCCAGGACACAUGGAUUGGCGAGGGCGAGCCAGCCAUUGCGUCGGACAAUGCCUUCUGCGGCCACAGCUUUCUACGGCUUGGCAGCGGUACUCAUAUCAAUUUCCGCCAAUCAGGACACACCGAGGAUAGUUAUGAACAGCAUGUCGGAUGGCGACCCAGUGAAUAUCCUCAUGUAUGCAUGGGAUACCGUAUACAACCUGGGGUGACUGUCUGGCUGCUGAUCAAACUGAAGACACAUGGCUGGUAUGCGAUUACCGUGGCGAGCGAUGGCCUGCAGCCCGCGCCGUACUCGUCCCUUCCACAGUGGCGCGAAAGCACCGGCGCACCGCUCAUGACCGAUGGCAGCUGGCAUUAUUCCUGUUAUGAUGUUGACUUGGGCCUGACUGCCGGCACGUUCAUUAGCAGUGAAACGCUGCUAAUUGAGGAGCAGGCGUUCAGGGUCUCUGUACCGCCGGGAAGUUCUUCCUCUGCUGGCUUUGACCUGGACGAAUUCUCCAUCACGUCUCUUAAGCGACAUGUGACGCAGACCAACGCUGCAGCUAACUUCCACGGUGUCCCGGUCUCGAAUCUCACAACUGAAGUGACUUCUGUUGUCUCAGCCGAUGGCAGUACCCAAACGACUAGCAUUUCCAUCAAGUACCCGAUGGGUGCGUGCAAUUUUGCUAGCUUGCCUCCAGCCCAGGUCAGUACGCAAUCAUCAGCUGUUACACUGUCUCCUCCGGUCGUUGUGAAUGCCGUCAGCGUUGCCAUCAAUGGCGUCGUGCAGCUACAGCUCUUCAAUGGACAGAGGUUCCAGCUUUCGCACAGAGCCGAGGCUUCGGAGCUGAAAACACAGUUGGAAGCACUACCUGGCGUUGGCAGUGUCGAUGUCACGUACCGCGCGCAUGACUCCAUGAUGUGUUCCGGCGGAAAGUGGAGCAUAGAGUUCCAAUCGCAACCAGGUGACCUGCCCGGCAUGAGCAUCUUAUCUCACAACGUGUCUGGAACUGACGUGAAAGUAACCGUGAGCCAGGAUGUUAAUGGUGGUAUCUUCUUAGCACCAAUUCCAGGUGACAUGCUGAUGGCUGUCGAGGAAGAUCCACAGGUGACAGUGACAGUGAAUGACAUACCGUCGGCUUGCUCGGCAUCCACACAUCUCUACCCCACCUUCUAUUCCAGCCGCACUGCAUGUGCUUUCACCUAUGAUGCCAGUGCAACGCCCAAUGCCACGUCCGUCUCGCCCCAGUCGGGCUCUGCUGGCGACAUGCUCACAGUCAUGGGCAGCUCGUUUGCGACGACCGCAGCGGAGAACGAGGUGUUAGUUGGCGGUCAGACUUGUCCCAUGAUCUCUGCCUCGGCAACGGAGCUGCGCUGUACCGUGCCAGGUCUUGCGGCCGGCUCUCACGUUGUGUCGGUGCGAGUGCCAAGCAAAGGCUACAGCACGUCGUGCGCGCUUUGCUCUCAAGCGCCACUGCUCUUUACCUCCACCGUCAAGCUCAAUACGGUUUCGCCUGCAUCUGGCAGCUACACAGGUGGCACAGUGCUCACGCUGACUGGGGGUGGGUUUCCUGCGUCGGGUGACGUCAGCGAUAUCAGCGUGGACGUUGGCGGAGUGGCAUGCACGGUACUGAGCGUGAGCCUCACCACCGCACAAUGCAGAACCAAUGCAACAAGCAGCGGUGCAGAGCAGCUCAACGCGGACGUGACGGUCACGGUCACACAGAACUCGACCAGCCGGACGUCAACACUAACGUCUGUCUACUCCUACGCUGCUGCCAAGACACCACAGCUGGCUGGUAUUUCUCAUUCAAGUGGCAGUGCCGGUGGCGGUACUGUGAUUACCAUUACCGGUGAUUUGAAGAACUCUACUGCUAUGGAUAUCGUACAUGUCAAGAUUGGUGAAGCGGAGUGUAAGAUUGUCAAUGUCACAGGUCAGUCUGUCACCUGCACUACCCAGCCGCACAAGCCCGGUUCCUAUGCUGUCACACUCCUGAAGAACAUUGACGGCCUGGCUUCGUCUUCACUCAUCUACACGUACGAGCUGGAGCUGGAGUCCAUCUCCCAUGUCUUUGGGUCCGUAUUUGGUGGCCAGAUGAUUAGCAUCGGUGGCAAGGGAUUCCAGGAAUCCAGCCAAUUGCAAGUGAAGGUUGGACAGAAGCUUUGCCGUGUGGUGAGAACGACAGCCACAAACAUUGAAUGCCGAACCCCGUCAACCAUUGUCCACCAUCAAGUCACCAACAAUGCUGAGAACCCAGUGUAUGGUUGGGGCUAUGCGUGGGAUAAGUCCGAUCUCACCGUACGCCAAGGUGACAGCGUCAGGUGGAGCUGGACCGGUUCCAAGUUUGCUUCUCUGCGCGGUGUUGCUCAGGUCUAUAACGCCACAGCUAAUGAAUAUGAAGGGACUGGCUUCAGGAGUGAUCGAUCCACAGAGGGCGACUUCACCUAUUCCUUUACCAAGCUUGGAACAAUCUACUACGUGUCAGAAGGAUUUGGCCAUAUUGGUUUCCGGGGUUCUGUGACCGUGCAACCCCAAGAAACAUAUCACACUCCAGUUGAGGUUCACCUCAAUGGCAUCAAGGCUGUUGCCAGCCUCGCGGCGCACACGAGCGAGCAAACUCUGCGCUCUGCCACUCAACUGGGCGGCUCUAACUGCCCGGGAACACCGACGUACAGCCAAUCACCGAGCUACCUGCAGUACACCUAUUCUCUGUGUCACACGCCGUGGAUAAACCGUGUCACAUCGUCGUCGGCGUCCACAGCGUUUGUCAGCGGUGGCAAUGUCACACUCCACGGUACAGUGUUGCCACGCACCGACCGACAAUCACAGCAUGUCACGAUGCUAAUUGACGACCUUGCCUGCGUUGCUGGAUCCACUAGCAAUGGGUUGACGACGCCCUCGAUGUCUGUGUCUUCGGUGGCAGAGGCAGAUGCCACUGGUGGUAGCAACCUGACGUGUCAUUUGCCUUUCAUCACUGCUGGAUUCUACCGCCUGCGCUUCCAUGUGGAGUCACUGGGCUGGGGCUUUGUUGUUGAUGAUGGCGAUGUCCUACUUGUUGCUUCUUCAUUCAGUGUUGAUGAAACGGACCCGCCACAGGGUGCUGUGCAAGGCGGUACACGCCUGGUCAUUCCAGGGAGUGCCUUUUCCGGCCUCUCUUCCGUGGGAAAUCAGGUCUUCAUUGGCAAUACGCCGUGUGAUGUGACGUCCGUGGAGAGUGGCGCUUCCGGAGAGCCACACGGAUCAUUGACAUGCAUCACGCGACCAGUCAUCGACGAUGGCUAUACAUCAGUUGUACUUCUGUCUAAGCCUCUUGGCUACUGGCAGUUUAAUCUACAAGGCGCCGCCAUACCAAACUUGGGCUCGCUCGGCGCUUCAGCCAAUGCUGGAGUAACUGGAGAUAGUAAGUGGAAAUGGAAGUCAGUUGCAGGCAUACACUCGGGUCCCAUAAAACCUUCUCCUGCAGCCAAGUUUAACAACACGCUUGUCACCGUUCCCUAUCAAGCUGAUCUCUAUCCCAGCGGAAGUUUUGGUGUUGCCCUGUGGGUGAAGCUUGAGAGCAAUGAUACCAUGUAUGGUCAGUAUCGGCAAAUCAUUGGUAGCAGCGAAGCAGGAGAUGUCAGCCGUGGAUUUUCACUCUGGCUUUCGCCGUGCGGUGAUCUUGAGUUGUGGCUUGCUACCGGUACAAGUGUUCAGGAGCAACAAGGCGACAAUUCCACAAUACUCUGCAAUCCCAUCGCGUUAGGGAGCGAGAACUUUACGGAUAUUGUGGACGAGUGUGAGAACAAUGUGACAGUGUGCGUGGGAACACGACUCGUUUCCCGCGGUCCCAGCUUUCUGCCGGUGGGCAGUGACAUGAGCCAGCUACCAGUGGGUGUCUGGUCCGUGUAUAGCCAGGGCGUCCAGGACCUCACCUCCUGGACAUACGUAUCGUUCGGCUUUGAGAAAGAAGUGGCGCCAGCUCAGUGUAUGGACACCGGUGCCUGCCAUGGUCACAUGCUGUUCAGUGCGGGAACAGGUGCAUCGGUGCGGCACCCUAUGGCAUACCUGCCAGCCGCAUCGGCCAUUCUGGAAAUCGGUGGAUCGGCACAGGUCAGCUACAGCGAGCCACCACUGGCACGGACUACUCUGCCGUUCGUCGGUCAUCUAGCCGAAGUGUCGUUGUACGAGAAACCUGUUGCAGACAAUGCACGUAUACAACAGUAUCACUAUGGCACUACCGAUGAGCAAGCAAUACAUGUACUGGUCGAGGGACAGGAUCGGCGUGGUGUUGGCGUUACCCCCGAGGUGGUAUUUCCACAGCAGAUUGCUCCGUACAAAGACACACAGAUUGACUGGGAUGCACCAGCUUCAGCGAAGGUGUCAAUCAACGAAACGGAUAGACUGGUUUUCCAAUGGACCCGGUUGAAUGACAUUGUUCAAGUGUCAUCUGAUGCUUUUGAGCAAUGCAACGCCAUGCUGCAGCCUGCCGUGAAGACUUGGUCACAGUUGAACAAAGGAGGGCACGUCAUCAUCAGUGGGCUUGCCAAUGGUCACACACAUUACUUCAUAAGUUCAGCGUACGGUGCGUGUUUGCGCGGCGUCAAACUGCAGGUUGUAGUUGGUCACCAGCAAAGCAUCGCUUGGAAAAUUGGGACUCAAUACUCUGACAUCUCCGUCAGCAAAGGAACUGGAUUGCGCUUCACGUGGGACACGUCACAGACGUCCGGUACUCUGCACAACCUUGUGGAGUUGAAGAACCGACCAGCACUGGACGAAUGUGACACGUCUGGCACCGGCGACUCUGUUCUCAAGCUCUGGUCGCAUCCGGACAGCACGCAAGGUUCGUCGACUCGUGGCCAGGUGGAGGUGACUGGCUUGAUGCCCGGGUGGCACUACUUUGUUUGUUCCGUGCCCGGACACUGCAAUGCAGGCAUGAAGAUCGCCGUCAACGUGCUUCCCGAAGCCACUGGACAGCAGACUGGCCCAGGGGCAGUGACUUUAACUUCAGCCGGCAUCCAGCUGCCGUGGAGAAUUCAACAGUACUCCAUUGUCAGAGUGGAUGAGAACCAGCCGAUCACUUUCAGUUGGGAUGGAUUCCACUCCUUACACGAGGUUAGCAAGUCAGGUUACGAUUCAUGUGAUGUCGUUGCUCGUCCACUGGUCGAAUGGGCACGUGCCUCCGUGGCCAGAUCUCUAACCAUCUCCAACCUGACCGUCGGCAGGCACUACUUCCUUUGUUCCGUGUCGGGUCACUGCUUGGCCGGCAUGAAAGUGGAGGUGGACGUGCGCAGCAAGAGCCUGGCGCCGCCGUUGAAAGUGCCGAUCAGGUCCGUGUGUGAGUCCAGCUCUGGUGGCAUGAUGGCGCCGGGUUCCCUGGCCUUCUGCUCCUACCGCUACGCGCAGGACAGCACGGCUACGGUUCUAAGCAUUAGUCCAAGCAGUGGACCCCCGGGAACAGCCAUCAACAUCACUGGAAGAUCUCUAGAAAUGCCAGGCAUGCCACCGGGCUCGCUAAUCACACACAUGCUGAUCACGGUUGGCACGGGGUUGUGUCGUUCGCCCCGUCUUCUCGUGGGCGAUGCAGAUGGCACAGGCCUCCAGGUGGUCGGCUGUACAGUGGAGGAUGCGGACGCUGGCCUGCAAACGGUGACGUUAGUAAACAUACUGGGUAAGGCCAGCCACGGGAGCGCCGCAUCUGGAUCAUCAUCCAGUCUGCAGUUCAACGUCCAACUUGUCUUAGCAGGCGUAUCACCGCCAUCAGGAAGCCUUGCGGGUGGCACAACCGUUACCCUAACUGGAACGUCGUUUGCUCAUGUUCACAGCAAUAUCCGCGUCACUUUUGGUAGCAAGCUGGCCAGCGUAAUCAUGGCCAACACUACUCACAUCCAAGUCCUAUCACCACAGGUCAGCCACAGCACUGAUACUAGCGAGCCGGUCAAACUGGAAAUCUCCUCCACCUCGGCAACCUCCAGCUUUGCGUAUAGCUCCAGCAAAACUCUCACUAUCAGCACGUUCAACAUUCCGCAAACGACACCGGGCAUUGUGACCUUUGUCACGGACAAGCAGAGUAGCGUUGCAUCCCUGUCCAUCAAGAUGCAAGUGGUUCCUGCUGCCCCUUCAAGUAUGGUGUGCACUGUGCCGGAUAUCCAGAUUCCCGUUGUCUCGCAGGGAGGCACGGCCAUCGGGGGUAAUCUCCCGCCGCUUCAGGUCGGCGCUUACGCGCUGAACGUGUACGUCGACGAGUGGGGACUUGCCGUGUGGCCUUCAGCGGGUGACAACCAGAUCACAGUACCGCUAGUGGUGACCGACAUGUCUCCUAAACUGAUCAGCCAUGGCGGCGGAGAGCGCAUCACAAUCACUGGUUCUGGAUUCCCUGGUGAUUGUCUAGCAUCGGAGCGCAGUGGCACUGUACUGUUCACUGUCCAUGUGUGUUCGGUAGAGUGCAAGGUGGUGAAACAGAACAGCAGCCACAUAGAAUGCUUGUCCCCUGACAGCCCCACAGCCCGCAACAGUGCCAGCCGUGACUUUAGCGCCGAUGUGUCCUGUCCCGUGACUGUUCAAGUGGACGGCAACCGUGCAGACUCUCCAAGCAACAUCACAUACUCGGCGGCGAAGACUUCCAUCGUGACCUCGGUAUCUCCACGCCGCGGUGGCACUGCGGGCGGUACGACGUUGACGCUGACUGGCACUUUCAUACAGCCUUUCAGUACAUCAGUGACAGUGGACGGUGUCCCGUGUGCACCGCUGUCCAGGAGUGCCACUUCUAUACUGUGUAGGACCGGCGCUCACAGAACUACUCUUGCCGCCGUGGUGCGUGUCUACAGCCCUGGCAAUGGACACUCCGUGGAACAGCAGAUGACUACGCUGACAAGCAGUACCAGUGUUGAAGGCUCCGGCUACUUCCAGUAUGUAGACCUGUGGUCGAGCCGCUACACCUGGGGCAACCUGGAUCUGCCGGCCGCCGGCGAGAGUGUCAGUAUCCAGCGUGGCCAGACACUGAUCCUGGACGCCAAGACGCCGGAACUGAACAUCGUCAUCGUGCAGGGCGAUCUGCUCUUCGACGACUCUCAGGACGUGCUGCUGCAGGCCAAGUACAUCUUCAUCCAUGGCGGGCGUGUGCUGGUGGGCUCUGAGACACACCCGUUCCAGCACAAAGCAAUCAUCCGUCUCACCGGUCAUGUACGUGACCCUGAGCUUCCCAUCUAUGGUGCCAAGGUGCUCGCGUUGCGUCAAGGCCACCUCGAGCUCUACGGAAAGAAGAACAAAAAGACGUGGACACGCCUAGCACGGACUGCAUAUCAAAACGACACACAGCUUGUCCUCGAGGAUGCGGUGGACUGGAAGCACGGGGACAGCAUCGUACUGGCGCCGACCGGAAAAGACAGAAACGAGACCGAGGAGCUGUUUGUGAACGGCACCAGUGCUGAUGGUCACACGGUAUACCUGGGCUCACAGCUUGCAUAUACACAUCAUGGUGAGACGGAACAUUUCGGCGGUGGGCACAGUAUUGAAAUACGGGCGGAGGUUGGUUUGCUGACUCACAAUGUGAUUGUUGAGGGAUCAGUGAGUGAGGGUUUCCACACCAGUGAGCUGGGUGGUGACCAGUAUGGGUCGCAGAUCAUGAUUCAUCGGGCUGGCCACAACACAACACAAGUCAGAUUGUCCAAUGUUGAAGUGCGGCACUGUGGCCAGGCUUUCCGACUGGGUCGCUACGCCAUCCAUUUCCACUUGAGCGGAAAUCUGAGCAACUCCUGGGUGAAACAGUGCAGCAUUCACCACUCGUUCAACCGUGCCAUCACUGCCCAUGGAGUUCACAGCAUGGUCUUUGAGGGAAACGUAGCCUAUGACAUCAAGGGUCACACCUUUUUCAUUGAGGACGGCAUUGAAACUCGCAACCAGUACUUGAACAAUCUCGGAAUGCUGACACGAGGUUCCUCCAGCCUCUUGAACACUGACCAGAUUCCGGCAACGUUCUGGAUCACGAACCCCAACAACAUCUUCAUCGGAAACGCUGCUGCUGGUUCUCGUGCGUAUGGGUUUUGGUAUGACCUGGAUCCGAACUCUUUUGGCCCGUCGUUUUCCACUGCCAUAUGUCCCAACCAAGAGAAGAUGGGAGUGUUUCGGGACAACGUGGCGCAUAGCAAUGCAGAAUUUGGCUUGAGAAUCUGGGAGACCUACCGUCCAAAGGUUAAACCGUGCAAUCCGGCCAACUCAUCUUCAGCCUCAUUUUACGGUCUGACAAGCUACGCAAAUGGAAUCCACGGUGUCGAGCUGUCUGUGGUCGAGAAUGUCAAGCUGAUCGGCUUCAAGGUUGCGGAUAGCCGUGAUAAUGGGAUUGAGAUCAAUGAAGGAUACGGUGACUGGUUUGGAACUGAAAUUAGAGACUCCCUGAUUGUGUCCUACACAAACGCCAACACAGGCAAGCCGGGUACAGGUGGCAUAAAGCUUCCCAACCAGCGGCGGAUGACCGUCACCAAUGUGACGUUCGUCAACUUUGACACGUCUGCGCAGGCCUGCCUGAGGGCCUGCUCUCACUGUAAGCCCAUCCAGGGUGGGUACAUGUAUCAAUUUCAGGGUCUGAACUUUCUGGGAAGUUCUGCCCAGCAUAAGGCUGCGUUCAAGUGGACAUAUGAGGUGUUAUUCAAGGAUUUGGAUGGAAGCUUGACUGGAAUAGUGGGUGGCACAAUGCUACCCCUUAACGGCCUAUUGCCACCAGACAAAUGCAACCUGGAUGUACCAGAGGCCAGUUUAGGCAGCGUGCCCGGAGCCAUUUGUGGUGCAGAUGUGCGAUUUGUGCGCAUGGCUUUCAACAGGGUUACCCCACUGACAACAUUCUCGGGCCGGACCCUGACGGUUAACAACACAUAUUCCCAGUACUACAGCAUCGGCAAUUAUUCCGCAAAGUGGGCUCACUAUCGCCUGACGCACGUAGAUGGCUACAUGUUCAACUUGGUGUCUGGGAUGCACUACACGCUGGAUUUCAAUGCUUUCCCGGAUAUAAAUGACCCUGCCGACGUGGAGUCCUUCAACGCUGGAUUGUACCUCGUGGACAAGCAGGACCAUGUGUUCAUCCAGCAGCAGAUUAUAUCUCCACCGGAUCAUUUCAACAUUGGUGAUAACCAUGUAGAUCUUGGUCGUCAGCCCACAGCUCUUGACCACCACAGGUCUUGGCACUUUGACAACUCUACCAACAUGUUGACUUACCUGCUAAGCGGCAAUGGCAGUUCACUGGGUGGUUCAGACGAGCUUCUCUUCAACUUCCAGAGAGAGCCGUGUCCUGUCGCUGGUUGUCCAGUGCCCGAUGGUGGUGCGGAGCCGUAUGAGAACUUCUUCCGCUACUGGAGCAAGGCGUCAGACUGGCCCACCGGCCGCGUUCCCGUUGCUGGCCAAAACAUCACAAUCUUGACUCGCUGGAAGAUGAUCAUGGACGUCAACCCACCCGUCAUGGAUCGCCUCACUGUGCUCGGCCAUCUUGAGGCCAAGCACAUUGAUCUAAGCAUAACUGCCUCGACGAUCUUCAUUUAUGGUAAGAAUGCAAAGUUCUUCAUUGGAAACAAAACUCAUCCCUACAACCACAAUGCCACAAUUACCCUGACUGGAAACAGAGGGAUCAAGUCAUUUGCUCUUAGCCGUACCAUGGUGGUCGGAGCUAAAGCAAUGGCUGUUUUUGGCAAGUUGUAUCUCUAUGGCGAGAAGCGUGACGUAUACUGGACCAGGCUACAGGACAGUGCACGCAAAGGUGAUAAUGUCAUAUCGCUCACUGGUAAGAAGGUGAAUUGGAGACCUGGUGAUCAGAUUGUGAUCGCUGCAUCUGGCUACAACUCGCGUAACUACGAGACGGUCACUGUUGCCAAUGUGUCCUACCCGUCCUCCAGUCCCGGCGGCCUGGUGCAGUUCAUGACGCCACUGCUGCACGAUCACCUCGUUGUGGACUUGCUACACGGCACUGAACAACAGUCCGGUCACACUGCCCAGGGACAGUGGUGGCGCAGCGCCAAGAUGGCACCGGAGGUCGGUUUGCUGACGCGCAAUAUCCGCAUUGUCGGCGGCGAGGAUCACCUGCAAUCCAUUGCCAAGGACAGCUUCGGAUGCCGUGUCAUCGUGGGAGCGGUGCAGAGAGGCUUCAGCAAGUACUAUGGAAGCACUGAAAUUGAUGGAGUGGAGUUUGCCAACUGUGGCCAGGGCCGUCUGUCUUCAAAGCGCGAUCCACGGUACACCAUUGUCUACAAGGGCAUUGCUGACUCGUCAAAGGGAUCGUUCGUCAGAAACUCGGCUUUCCGCAUCAACUUCAACAGUGCUGUGGGCAUUCACUUGAGCAAUGGCGUUACGGUGGAAAACAAUGUGAUACUUGACACUGUUGGAAGUAGUGUUAUUGUAGGCGGUGAAGACAACAAGGUUCUUUCCAACGUUGCCAUCUUGAUGAGAAGUGUGAAAGGUGAAAUCGUCACGGAUAACCACAUCCUUGACUUUCCAGCAAACUUUGAAGUCGGUGGCAUCAACAAUCAAGUACGAGACAAUGCAGCUGCCGGAAGUGACCGCAUCUCCUUCAGUUUCCCUGGCAGCCCUUGCAAUAGUGAUGGCUCAGCCCCAAGAGGCAGUUCUGCUAAGUUCUGGGAUAACACAGCUCAUGGCGGACUAAUCGGCCUGAAGGUGGUUGGAGUGGCAGACAUGUGUACGGCUAUCGGCGGCUUCACUGUGACACAUCAUUGGGAUUACGGCAUAUUCUCUUGGACUGCGAGCUCACUGGUGAUCACUGAUGUGGCAAUUGCAGUGGGUCACGUCGGAGUCAAUCUGAAUGUAUUCGGUCCCGACCCAGUCCAGCAUCUCUUUGAGGAUAAGUCGGUGAAAUUGCAGAAGUCGUUGAUUGUUGGCGAGCUGCCCAACGAAGCCUCCUGUAGUGCAUCCAGGCCACCGUUUGCGCUUCCCUCCACUUCAUUCUCUGCCCGAGAUAACAUAGGUGGUGUUAUGAUGUCGACCUUCAGUAAAACAAGAGGAAAGAUGAAUGGCAUUGGGAAAUGGCACUUGCCGAAAUCGUAUCCCGGAAUAAGAGGCCGCAUGGAGGUCAGUGAUGUUGCAUUUGCUCGCUUCUACCCGAUACCGUCGUCCUUCCCCGGCUGUUCGGUUGGCCAGUUUGCCGUCAUGAACAAUGACCUGUCACCGGAUGCAAUGCACCCUCUGCACAUGGAGAGGACUGUACGCCUGGACGUCGGCGCCAACAAUCUCGCUUUCAUGUACCCUCCAAAGCUGGGCUGGAUUAACCAGGAGGAUUGCGUGGACAUGGACUGUGAUGGUCCUAAGCAUUCCAUUGUGCUGGACUUGGACGGCACAUUCACAGCAUCAUCCUCGUCCACCACAGGAAGGGUGGGCUCUAUUGUCCCUCGUGCGGAGCUGCGUUUCGACCAGAACCGCCUGCCCAUUGCACUGCUUGCGGAUGCCACCACGGGGAUACUGCGUAAUCCAGCAGAUGUGUCCAGCCUUCGUGGCAUAGCACGAGGAUUUGAUGGCAAUCUGUCUGCAAGCAUGGGUGGAUGUGAGUGGCGCCCAACAAUGAACAGCUACCAGUGUUCUGGUCUGAAUCACGCCAUGCUCGUCCUGGAGAACAUGGAUGCUGACACGGAGGUGAGACGCAUCUCUCCGCUUGUCCUGCGUGGCGGUGAUACUGGCCGGGGCAAGUACGACGAUCUCAUGAACGGACCGAUGGAUCACGGCUGGUGCACAUAUUACACCUGCCUGAAACGGUUGUCAACAUUCUUCUCUGCUAUUGUACUGGACACCGAGUAUGAGCUGUGGAUGACGGGCUCCAAUCCCACCCACUGGAGAUUCCAUUUGCUGAAUGCAAAGCCAACGGAUAGUGUGUCACUGAAGAUCUGGUUCAAGAACAUCCAGCGAAAGGACAUCUACAAGGAUAACAUCUUCAUUGAACCAGAAAACGUCCUGGCAACUGAUCGAUUUAUCAGUGAUGCUUUUAUCCCGGACAGGGCAACCGACAUUUCAGGGGCAAACUACUUUGACGUCAGAAAGCAGUUCUUGCAUUUGGUCUUGAAAGGAACAUCGGCGGUUGAUGUGGUAACUGCUCCCGUCGUUACGCUUUCCUUCAACGUGCAAGUGAGCCUGGACGACUUCUUUGAUCCGCAGCACAUUGUCACAAACAUUGCCGGUGCCCUUGGAGUUGACCUCAGCACAGUCCGGUUGGUUGAUGUCGUCUCAGAGAGCUCGGGAGGUGUCGUUGUAUCUGGCAGAAAGCGACGUGCCACGGCUUCGCGCCGAGUCGUCACACUGGAAGUCGGAAGUCAGGCGGCUGUGAAUCGCACCGAUCCACCGACACCAACAAUUGCAGAGCAGAUUGCCGACGGCAAUGUAGAUGCUGCAAUGGAUGAUGUGGACCUGGAUGCUAACUCAACUGUUGAUGUGAACGCUAUUCCCGCCAACUCCAGCGGACAACCUACUCCAUCACCUAUUCUGACCGGCGGCAACAUCACGGACUCGCCAUCUGUAGCCGACCUGGCGUCUGCGUUCAAAACUGUGGGCAAAAUCUACAGUCAGCAAGUUGAUCAGUAUGCGGAGAGGGUGAAUUCCACUAACCAGGUCAACCAGCUUGGUGCCAUUCUUCUAAACAAGCUGGUAUUGGGGCUACUCGUAUUUGAGAAUGCGACGAUCCUCAAUGCCUCCAUUGGACUGGCCCAACCACCGCCUGUGCCAUCUCUGCCUACAAUUCUGCCACCGUCUGUUGUGAACGCAAUGUUGCCCGGUGAUUUGGACAAUAUCACUGCCAGUCUCCCUCCACCUGCUACAUUGCCUGUAGUCGACUUCUUCCAGAGUUCUGGUUCUGGCGCGGGAGGUGGUGGCGCCGUUACUUCUCCGUUCUCAUCUGGAAUAUCUGUCAGUAUUCCAGCUAGAAUCAAUGUGUUCAGACCACCUGCUGAUAAGACUGGUCAUCUUGUUUACACCGAGGUAGAAAUUCUGGAUACCAACAGCCAGCGCUCCACUGCCAUAGGCAUACUGGGUGACAAGUGGACUGUGACCGCCUCACUGGAUUCUGCUGAUGCUGUUGUGAAACUGGAGGGUAAACUAUCGGCCAUUGUCACUGAUGGUGUGGCGUCCUUCACUCGCCUGAGAGUCAACAGGGUGGUGGAAAAAGUGAAGUUGGUGUUCACCGUGAGCUCUGGCACUUUAUCGCCUGUCGAAACAGGUUUGUUCGAUGUCAAAGGACCUGCCGCUGACAUAGAGCGCGAAGCAUUCCUUUUGAAGCUCGGCAGUGAUUACGACACUGUCAUUGGAAGUCAGAAAGAGAGUAUCGACCUCUUCAGGAAUGCGAUCAUUUCAUCACUGUCCAGUCAGCUGGACAUAGAUCCAUCCAGAAUUGAGAAUGUUGAGGUACAGCGCAUGCCGUUCCAAGUGCUGUUCAAGCUUGUUGGUGUGGCUGAAGACAACACCACUGCACCUGAUGUUCCUACUUUGAAGAAAGCUGUGGCCUCCAUGCAACGUCUGAUACAGCAGAGCACACUUUCUGUGAUCUGGCCUCGUGGCAAUGUCACAAUCACAGCUGCGGAGAGCACGGAGAUUCCAGAAAAAGAGUCGUCCAACAAGAGACAGCUGUACAUCAUCAUUGGGUCGUCCUGUGCUGGAGCUGUGCUUAUUCUACUUCUCAUCAUUGUUAUUAUUUACCAUGGGCAAAAGAAGAAGAAAAACAGCAACAAGAAGGUAGUGGAUGAAUUCUUGCUGAAGAAGAAGGCAUCAUCUCUGUCGACCGGCCCAUCAACUAGUAGCGUCACCGCGGUAACCGAACACAUGUCUCGAAUGAAUGGGCUGCCUCGACACAGCUCUGAAACGGCAAUGGCACUGACACCGCUCGACAAUGCCUAUGCGGCAGACUCUCACCAAGAUGUUUUCUUCAAAGCCCGGCAAGAAACGAAUCUUUCAAGUGUUGCAGAGCACUUGGAAGUGGACAUAUCCAAGAGCGUUGCCAGUAUCAGCGACAUCAGUGUUGAUCUCUCGAACCAGCACAAGCGAAGUGCAGGACGGCACCCUCUGCUGCAGGAUGGCUAUGUCAACACUGCUCAUCAGCGUCCUCCAGGGCAACAGCAGCGCAGGCCUCUGGAUGACAUGGACUAUCACCAUCGCCAGGGUUCCAGAGCGGCAAGUAAAUCCCGUGCCAACGCCAAAGUCAGUGCGCCAACUGUCAUGAAAAACAGGUCAGCAAGUCCAUCACUUCCUGGUGGUGUUGACGACUACUAAAUGACUACUAGCACUAAGUGGCCAUGAUCACAAACUCACCCCAUCGUUAACACCAUACUGUCCAUACCUUUCCUUCUGCAGUUGCGGUCCUCGAAACAGUCCUUUUGGGAAUUUGAAUUUUGACUCCUAGUACAUUCUCUCUUUUCUGGUUGGUGCGGAAUUAUCUUAUUUCCUUGGGGAAACGGUAUUACAUUUUCAGUAGAGAGUGCCAUAGAAUCACACAGCUGACACUUGAAUGGCAUGCAUUGUACCGAUAUUUUCUUGUCUUAGAAUGGCGUUCACAAUACACUCCAUUUCUUCAUCAAACUGCUGAGAUGGUGAUAACCAUUGCAUGGAAAAGCUCAGUUUCUACCGUUUAUCUCCACGUUGUACUACAUCAUAAGAAUUCAUUUUUGUUGCCACAUCCUAAAUUAUUCAACCUAUCUGGAAAGUCAUCCUUCCGGGCUUGCAUCUGCACUCUCAGUCUGCACUGCAUUUGUAACUUGAUAUGGAACUAAAAUGCUGGCUGUUUUGUCCAUUUCUGUAUGCUUUGCGUUGAAGACAAGCAAUUUAGACAAGUAACAACUGUCAGCUAACGCUACAAACCGUGA
This is a messenger RNA of Sycon ciliatum, 17101 nucleotides long. RefSeq names its product fibrocystin-L-like. The transcript is spliced from 59 exons. Bases 519 to 16511 code for a protein of 5330 amino acids. The record is from RefSeq and is a predicted model, not a curated record. Gene Ontology annotation, molecular function: electron transfer activity. Lineage: Eukaryota; Metazoa; Porifera; Calcarea; Leucosolenida; Sycettidae.